AUGGAGAAAUCUGCGCUAUCUAGUGCAGAGGACGAAAAGAGACCUGGGCCUUCGACCAAACACUCCGACAGUUCGACAGUUGUCGAUGGCCUUGACUCCGAAUCUUCCACAAAACUAGUCGUGCCAAGUGAAACCGUCUGGGACGAGUUAUUUCCACAGAAGAAAGCUGAAAUUGCUUCUGUCAUACAAGAGGUUCAUCAAAAGCUAUGGUCUACCAGACUCUCGAAUCUGAAGGGGGGAGUGACAGGCCGGCAGCCGAAAGAGAAGAUCAUGAGUAUUGAUGAGGCUCUUGACCGAGUGACAAACACUGAGUCGUUCGUCAAAGAGGUCUCGGCUUUCCUCAAACAUUUCUCUAAAGAAAAAGAAAAAGAUCCCAACUGGUUCCAGAGACAGCUGAGCCGACUUCGCCGGGGAGUCGAGCGGAAAAAUGAAUUCCAGAAUGGGAUAUCAUCCGCUGUCCAGAUCGACCCUACUGGUAUCGCCUGUUUGUCCUGGGGCCUCCUCUUGAUUGCCAUUCAGUACUCAUGUGUCUACGCCGAGUCUUCUGACAUGUUUGAUCGUGUGUUAAACACACUCUCAGGUGUCCACGACAAUUUCGAAAGCCUCGAGGUAGAUGUUAAAGCUUACAGCUCAGCCCCAGAACUACGUACCCUUCUAUUCCGCCUUUUCGAUGGCUACAUCAAGCUUUGUCUUGCUGCAAUCAAAUACUCAACAAACCUUGCGCCGGGGUUUCAUCAGUCCCGAGUAAGCAGAAAGCCAGAAGCAGAGAUGAACGCUCUUAAAGACAUGAUCAUCAAGACAACCCAGAUGUUUGACCGCAAGACAACGCAGGUUAGUCGCGCAGUCGCCAUGAACACUGGGCAUACGGUGCUUGCAAAGAUGAACGAGCAAGCAUUAACAGCUUCCGAGUAUCACGAACGGUCAAUGGCCGCUACGGAAGGACAAACCAGCACUCUCCUCACCGCCCUCGCCAGACUCCAGCCCUCAGGUCCAGAGCCAAUUGAGGAGUUCCAGCUUCCCGUUGACACACUCACCAUGCCACGAAACACAAACUUUACGGGUCGCGACAAAUUCAUUUCGCAACUUCAUUCCUUUCUUGUUUCGGGUAACCAAAAUGUCAACAAGCCGGCAUCUUGCUGCCUAUUGGGAAUUGGAGGUAUGGGAAAGACCGAGACAGCUCUCGAGUUUGCUUUCAAAUACCAACAACACUGGACCGCGGGCAUCUUUUGGGUGGCUGCUGACCAUAACCAAGAGAUGGAGUUACUCAGAACAUACAACGAAAUUGGCCUAUCUCUGGGAAUUGUAUCGUCGGAAGAAUUCGAUGACAGAAACCUGGGCAAAGUCAAGAACUGGCUUCAAAAGACAGAUAAACGAUGGCUCAUCAUCUUCGACAGCUUUACACCUUCUGGAGAAGGAAUCGAUUGGAGGCGAAACAUGGAAAGGAUCUGGCCUUCCAAAACCAAGGCUGCUGGUUGCUCUAUCAUCGUCACCUCUCAGACGGAAUUACCAUCCAAGUAUGUGGAAAAGACCAUCCCAAUGGAACCAUUGGGAGGGGACGAGGGGCUGCAGCUCUUGCUUCCAGACGAGGAGCUCAAGCAACUCAAAGAAUCCGACAGAGAUGUCGCUUUGGAAAUCGUCAAUGAGCUUGGCGGAUCUCCCCUGUUUCUUAAUCUCGCCCGAGAGUUUAGGGGAGAUACAAUCCCUCUCCAGAGCUACUUGGACCAGAUCCGCGGUGACAGCAACCUUCCCUUGGCCAAGUCCCAUGCGGACGAAAUUGACAAAGAUUGGAGAUACUCCAAAGCUGCUUUCAAGGCCAUUGACUUAUCCCUCCCUCAUGUUGGCACGGGUCUAAGAGACCUUCUUGAUGAACUCGCCUUCAUGUAUGACGAGGACAUAAGCGAGUUUAUACUCAACAGUCAAUUAUCGGCCCAUCCGGAAACAAAUAGGCAGUAUCUUGAAAAUGUCCACAUGCUUGUAAAGGCAGGACUGGUCAAGGUCAAUGCUGAAGUGUCACACGGAAAGAAGGCACAUCGCAGCCUCAGAAUCCAUCGCGCAAUUCAAGUGGCACUCUUGAUUCAACUCAAUAGCGAUGUUGGUAGAAGAGAAGCUGCAUUGAAGCGGGUAACGGGCCAUCUACGUGCUAGCUACCCAGAGCCGUCGCCAAUGCAGAUACCUAGCGCUCUUGCAUCCAAUACACUGAGGCUUGUUUUGCCUCAUGUGCUGAGCAUGGUGAGGUGCUACGAGAGGGCCUUUCCCAAGCCAAGGGGUGACCUACAACUUGCACGACUUAUUAUCGGCUUCGGUGGGAUGGACUGCUAUGACCGUGGGUUGAUACGCGAGUCAUAUGAUCUUAACAACUCUGCCAAAAUGGUUUUAGAGUCAUUGGAGAAGGUUGAAAGGCUGGAGAUUAUCGACCCAUACUGGAGCGAUGCCCUGACAGUCCAGGGUCUUUGCACGGACUUUAUGGGGCUAAACACAAGAGGGGAGGGCCUUGACGUCCGUACAAAGUGUAUGGAGAUACGGAAGCGCCACUUCCGCAGCAUACCAGGUCGCAAGUUGCAGCAUGAAAACGAGAUUCGUCUUUACAACUGCUACACCGACUUGAGUUGCAGUUACCAGCAAACCAACGAGUUUGGCCUGGUGAAAGAUCUGGUAAACCAAUGUUACCAGAAGUACCUAGAAUGGGGAACAGAGGAGGAAGGACCUUACGAAUACUCAAAGUACUACAGUCAGUUGAGCCAUGUCUUGAUCUACGAGGGUAGAAACGACGAAGCAAUUGAAUAUGCUGAGAGAGCAUGUCAUCUGGCCGAACUGUCCAGCCCGGAGACUAACCAUCCUUGGCUGUACAAAUUUCAGCAUGCCAAUAUUAUGUGGCGGCAUGGAGACCGCAAAAAGGAAGCCUUUGAACUGAUGAAAAGUCUCAUCAAGGCUCAUUCCCAGGGGCUGUCAGUAUCCUACUCCGAAGUCCUGAAUCUCGGUAUGGAACAGAACCUGGGUAUUAUGGCCUACUACCUGGGUGAACUUGACAUGGCCGACCCCAAUCACCAAUGGCAUUACCUUUCGUCGCAAAAGCCACACGAGGUCACAUUACUCAAGAUUUUUGACUCUGAUGUGAACGCGAGAACAAGAUUCUCUCUACAUUCUUCAUUUCGCCUUGGUUAUGCAGACCAGAGCCGCGAGAGCUUCGAGAUCAGAGCACUGGUGUUUGACAAAGCAGCAUGA
This is a messenger RNA of Fusarium subglutinans, 3222 nucleotides long. RefSeq lists its product as uncharacterized. NCBI's taxonomy places the organism in Eukaryota, Fungi, Ascomycota, Sordariomycetes, Hypocreales, Nectriaceae. Gene Ontology annotation, molecular function: protein binding; ADP binding. The record is from RefSeq and is a predicted model, not a curated record. The transcript is spliced from 7 exons. The coding region runs from base 1 to 3222 and encodes 1073 amino acids.